Messenger RNA from Protopolystoma xenopodis, 1398 nucleotides. NCBI's taxonomy places the organism in Eukaryota, Metazoa, Platyhelminthes, Monogenea, Polystomatidea, Polystomatidae. The record is from the annotation of a GenBank genome assembly.
AUGGCUUACGUGCAAAUUCCAUAUAUUCCUGUCCUCACUCUUGUUCCGGCUCUUUUACUGUUGAUCCUAUGCUCCUUUUGGAGAGUGGAUGGAAACACUCUUCCUAUUAAUGGGCAAUUAACGCUGCGCAAUGUCACGGCCUCACUUGGACCUGAAUUUACAACGACAGACUUCCCUGUGGACAACAAUGAGAGCACGAGUGAAACCGAUGACUUCUCUGGUCGUAUUGUCUUAACAAACGUAAAUCCGGAGAGUGGGAGUGGCUGGGGCCUUAAUCAGCAGGAGGCAGAAAAAGCAUGCCAGAAAUUGCCGACCAGCCAUAUUGAAAUGCCGGUUGUUCUCAAUCCACUGAGACUUCUAUUAGAGAGUUUACGCAAUCAGUUCCUACCUAACCUGCAAAAUAUAGACUUUAAUACCGGCCACCUCCUUUCUAUUGGCUCGACGAAACAUAUCGCCACCAUUUUGAACGCCAUGAAACCUGUCCCCAAAGGCUCGUUCUGGACGGGCGGCAAAUUGAUCAAGUACCGAGUGAACAACCGCAAACGGGAUAGCCACGAGAUCAAGCUGAUUCUCACCUGGACUGACGGUCGUCGCGCGUCUGCCAGCAUACUUGGUCUACCACAGACUCAGAUUGCCCAACUCCAGGAGAGUCGGGAAUACUGUCUUGCAAUUGACUUCUCGGAGGCUGUUUGGCAGGCUCGUGACUGUGACGACCAAUUAGCCUUCGCCUGCCUACUGACUCGCCGGACUGACCACACGGCGACCAUGCAUGCCAUUCCAAUGGCAGCGACUCCCGCAUCCACAAGGUCCGAAACGUAUACUGCAACUAUCUCUUUGAGUCCCCAAAUCAGUACAACUGCUUCGAGUUCACCAUCUAUUCAUACAAACGCCUCUGGCAUAAGUGAAAAUUCAUUUUUUAAUAUCCCUACAAGUCCUGGCAAUUUGCCAAUAAGGAGCUUAGCUGCAGCAGUUGACAUGGACGAUGAUUUCAUAUGGCAGGAAGUGUUCGAAGACGGCAGAAACCCAGGCUCUUCCAUCACAUUAUCUAUCGAGGAGGACAUAGAUGAGGAUGGUUUCCACAUGCACGAUGAAAGUGAGUUUGUACGCCCCCCUUAUUUCCUGUCGGAAUCGUCAAACCGACGCUUCGACAGAGUCACAGAUCAGCAGUCUGAUGAGAUCUCACAGGCAUCCAUUUGGCCGGGCGAAACGAUUGAGCAUUCUAAAGAGGCGAAAGCUGUCGAUUCCAUUAAAUCCACUUUAUCUACACAAACCAAACAACCGAACGUCUCGGAACAACCUACUCAGGGAAAUGGUUUGCCCCAAAGAAGAAUUUCCAAUAGCAGAGGCCGGCCUAGGUUUGAAAGUAUGGAGGAGGAAGAGUCCCACUUCUUCAGAUGA